Molecule: messenger RNA, 756 nt
Organism: Carlito syrichta (Philippine tarsier)
Lineage: Eukaryota; Metazoa; Chordata; Mammalia; Primates; Tarsiidae
Gene: RAB37
Product: RAB37, member RAS oncogene family
Exons: 9
Coding region: 1-651 (216 amino acids)
Cellular component (GO): Golgi apparatus; endosome
Molecular function (GO): GTPase activity; GTP binding
Source: RefSeq, a predicted model, not a curated record
AUGGACCUGCAGAGACUCGACUCCUACCAGUGGGGAGCUGGCCCCGACUUCAACGAGAAUGUCCUGCAUAAGACCAUCCUGGUGGGCGACAGUGGCGUGGGGAAGACAUCUCUGCUGGUGCAGUUCGAUCAGGGCAAGUUCAUCCCAGGCUCCUUCUCGGCCACCGUGGGCAUCGGAUUCACAAACAAGGUGGUGACCGUGGAUGGUGUGCGGGUGAAGCUGCAGAUCUGGGACACUGCAGGACAGGAACGGUUCCGCAGCGUCACCCACGCCUAUUACCGAGAUGCCCAGGCCUUGCUCCUGCUGUAUGACAUCACCAACCAAUCCUCUUUCGACAACAUCAGGGCCUGGCUCACUGAGAUUCAUGAGUAUGCACAGAGGGACGUGGUGAUCAUGCUGCUAGGCAACAAGGCCGAUGUGAGCAGUGAAAGGGUGAUCCGUUCGGAGGACGGAGAGAUGCUUGCCAGGGAGUAUGGCGUUCCCUUCAUGGAGACCAGCGCCAAGACGGGCAUGAACGUGGAGUUAGCCUUUCUGGCCAUUGCCAAGGAGCUGAAGUACCGGGCAAGACGGCAAGCCAAUGAGCCCAGCUUCCAGAUCCGAGACUACGUGGAGUCCCAGAAGAAACGCUCCAGCUGUUGCUCCUUCCUGUGAAUCCCAAGGGGUGAAGGGGAAGCUCCAGAGGCCCACAGGAUGCAGCUGUCUCCCCAGACCUGGGUGUAUUUCAAGUGGCUGAGCCAAUGGGGAGAAAGUCGGGGG